Molecule: messenger RNA, 342 nt
Organism: Alternaria viburni
Lineage: Eukaryota; Fungi; Ascomycota; Dothideomycetes; Pleosporales; Pleosporaceae
Exons: 3
Coding region: 1-342 (113 amino acids)
Source: RefSeq, a predicted model, not a curated record
AUGUAUUACUAUAAGCUCGCCUCUAUCGGUUCCAAUGGCUCCGCCAUCUCCGCCGGCGCCCCCAAGCCCAAAGCCACCACCGAUGCGCAGGCAGCCAAUACGAGUGAAUUUGGCAAAGAAGCCCAAGGAAGAUACUCUGGACCUAAAGAGCGCGGUAGUGCGAAGAAAUCGAGAACCGGCACUGUGACAGAACGAGCGGCCCCAUCUGCAUACAUCGUCCUUUCGAGCCCAGAGCCAGAAGACGAUAUCGACACGCCCGCUCCCCGCGAAAGUCUUGCUGUGCGCAGUGGGCCAGCGGAUAUAACCCCACUACCAGAGAGAGGCAUAGUGUAUCGGUACUGA